AUGUCAUCCUAUCUGCCCUGGUACCUCUCGUACUCGCUCGCAGCCGGACUGGUCGCUGUGCUGAGUGGAGGAGCGCUCCUCUACCAUUACCAGUGCGAAAUCAUAUAUCCGGCCAACUUCCCAGAAGGCUCCAGGAGACUUGUCGCCAAGCCCUCCCAAUAUGGCUUACCCUACGAGGACUUGACUCUGACGACGCCCGACAAGGUGAAAAUCAAAGCCUACUUGAUCAAGCACCCCGACGACAAUGUUGCCCGCAAGAGACCUACCAUCAUGUACCUCCACGCAAAUGCAGGCAACAUGGGUCAUCGUCUGUCGAUUGCCGAUGUCUUCUACAAGGAGUUUGGCUGCAAUGUCUUUAUGCUCUCCUACCGCGGGUAUGGAUUGAGUGAAGGCAGCCCCUCCGAAAAGGGACUUCGUCUGGAUGCCCAGACGGCACUGGACUUCAUCAAGGCGCACCCAGUGAUCUCAGAGACAAAGUUGAUCGCAUACGGACAAUCGAUUGGAGGCGCAGUGUCGAUCGAUAUUGUUGCAAGGAACGAGGACAAAUUCUCGGGAUUGAUCAUCGAGAACACGUUCCUCAGUCUUCCCAAGCUUAUCCCCCACGUCCUCCCUAUGAUCAGCAAAGUGGUCUUCCUGUGCCACCAAGUUUGGAACUCUGAACAGAUGAUCCAGCAGAUUACCCGCUUGCCCGUCUUAUUCCUUUCAGGACGCAAGGACGAGCUCGUCCCACCUGUACAUAUGCAGGAGUUGCACCGUAUUCUCGAUACCACUGGCGAGUCCGUUUGGCGCGAGUUCCCUGAUGGAACUCAUAACGACACUUGUCUCAAGCCUGGGUACUUUGAGGCCAUCAAGGCCUUUUUGGAAGGGAUCAUGAUCAGUGUCGUCCGUAAAAGCUAA
This is a messenger RNA of Linnemannia hyalina, 897 nucleotides long. The record is from the annotation of a GenBank genome assembly. Lineage: Eukaryota; Fungi; Mortierellomycota; Mortierellomycetes; Mortierellales; Mortierellaceae.